Molecule: messenger RNA, 3645 nt
Organism: Lampris incognitus (smalleye Pacific opah)
Lineage: Eukaryota; Metazoa; Chordata; Actinopteri; Lampriformes; Lampridae
Gene: lmnl3
Product: lamin L3
Exons: 12
Coding region: 422-2218 (598 amino acids)
Source: RefSeq, a predicted model, not a curated record
CAUUGCUGCCUCAUCAGCUGACCCGGUGGAGGAUCGUGCUGCGUUUUACGACCGACUAGCUGAACUUUAUUGAUCAGUGCCAGUCGCAUGUUAUUGCGGACUAUUCACCGUGGGUUUUUUUUGGGGGGGUUUGUUGUUGAAAGAAAUACAUUCUUCAAGGCUGAACCCAGGUUUGCCAUGUGGGAUAGUAAUGAUGAUAAUCGAUGACCUGAUUUGAAUUGCUUCGAUGUGAUUUGUUUUUUAAACCGUCUGAAUCGUUUCAAAAUACUCAAUUUUUCCCUCUCCGCCGCACAGUCGCUCGGGGAAGGAGGUGCGCAACGCAUUGUGUGUGCGUGUUUGGUGCCCCCCCCCCCCGAAACCUCUUGGUUGGGGCUGUUUUGAUUUGUUUGAUUGAAACCUGCAAGUGUAACGGUCCACCGCCAUGGCUUCUGCCACCUCCACCCCGGACACCUCCACCAGCCGCGCCACACGCUCCGCUAGCCGACGCGUCGCAGCCAGUCCGGGCCCGUCCCCGGCGAGCGGCAUCAGCCCGAACCGCCUCUCCCGCAUGCAGGAGAAAGACGAGCUCCGCCACCUCAACGAUCGUCUUGCAAACUACAUCCAGCGGGUCCAGGAGCUGGAGAAUGAGAGGUCCUCCAUGCUGCUGCUGCUGGAGGACAAAGAGGAGGCAAAGAGCCGGGAGAUGGGCAACGUGCGGCGGCUGUACGAUGUGGAGCUGGCCGACCUGCGGAAGUCUCUGGACGAUUUGGCCAACGAGAGAGCCCGUCUGCAGAUAGACUAUGGGAGUCUCAUCGAGGACCACAAGAAGCUGCAAACCAGGAACCAGAAGAAGGAGGCUGACCUGGCUCAUGCUUUAGCUCAGUGGAGGAACACUGAGGCCACCCUGACCUCCAAGGAAGCAGAGUACACCAAAGUGCUGUCACAGAACAGGAAUCUCAGCAGUGACAUGCUGGACCUUCAGACCCAACUGGAAAAUAUGGAGGCGGUGCUGUCAGAGACUAAGACCCAGCUGAGCUCUGAAAUGCUGAGGAGGGUGGAUAUGGAGAACAGAAUGCAGACUCUCAAAGAACAGUUGGAUCUCCAGAAGAGCAUCAGUGAUCAGGAGAUGCAGGAGAUCCGAAGCAGACAUGAAAGCCGUCUGGUGGAGGUGGACUCAGGAAGACGGAGAGAGUUUGAAAGUAAACUGGCUGACGCGAUGCAACAACUCCGCAAGGAACAUGACUCCCAGAUCCAACAGUACAAAGAGGAGCUAGAGAAGACCUUUAGUACCAAGCUGGAGAAUGCCCAACAGGCUGUGCUGGAGAAGAAUGAUGUUGCUUCAGCCACCAAAGAUGAGCUUACAACAACCAAGCUCCGUAUGGAGAGCCUCAGCUCCCAGCUACUGCGGUAUCAGAAAGAGAAAGGCGUGCUGGAGGGCCGUGUGCAGGAGUUGGAGCGAACCCUGGACAGGGAGAGGGAGGUAUGGCACCAGAAGUUGCAUCAAAAGGAGCAGGAGCUGCUGACCAUGCGCAGCCAAAUGUUUAGCCAGUUGGAGGACUAUGAGAGCCUGCUGGAUGUCAAGCUGGCCCUGGACAUGGAGAUCAAUGCCUACAGGAAGAUGCUGGAGGUGGAGGAAAAGAGGCUGCACCUGUCACCAAGCCCCUCCGAGCGUAAGACUGUGUCGUGGACACAUGAGCACAGUGCCCGGAGGACACGAGGGAAGAAGCGCAAAUAUGAAGGACCCUGCGGGAGCUCACCUGCCUACAAGAUGUCCACACAUUCAUCAACUCAGGGAGCUGUGAGUGUGGCAGAGUUGGAUGUGGACGGGAGCUUUGUCAUUUUGAAGAACAACUCUGAGGAGGACCAGCCACUAGGAGGAUGGGUGGUUCGCAGGACUUACCCAGAAAUGAGUGACAUCUCCUUCGAGAUCCCCCCCACCUAUGUGUUGCCUGCUGGUCAGACACUCACCAUCUGGGCAGCAGGUGUAGAAGUAGAGGUCAACCCUAGGGAUUUCAUCCUCCAGGGCCACAGGAGCUGGGGUCCAGUCACAGAUAUGAGAGUGGUCCUUCUGAAUCCUGACCAGGAGGAGAUGGCAGAGCGCAGGGUGGUGUGCAUGCAAGGAAGAAGUGAUUUGGAAACUGAGCUGGAGUUCGAUGAAGAGUGUGUUGCAGGCAGUGAUAUUCAACACUUCAGAAGACAGCCAAAGAAAAGGAAAAAAAAGUGUUGCUCUGUGUCUUGAAUCUGAGUUGCACAGAAGGCAGCCUCCUGCACUGCAGGAUCUAUCCAAGGAGGCAAGCUGUGCUGUAAUGUAAGAAUUUCCGUCUUUGCCUCCUCCUUACUUCCAUCCCUACCUGGAAAACCUGGAUUGUCUGACCUUAUGGGAAGUGGGUGUCCGGUGGCUCUCUGGAACCCUUUGUGUCUCAUGCAACAACUGCUUUUGCUCUCAGAGAAGCUGAUUUAGAGAUGUUGAAUGUUUGUUUUAAUCAGUUUCACUGUGAAGCAAAGUGCCUCAUACCCAGCAGUAUUCCUCAUUUAGCAGAAAUUUUGUCUCUGAACUGCUUUUUAUACAUAAUGUAGGGUAUUUAAGAAAAGCCACACUAGGGGAUUCUGGUGUUAAGGGUGUCAACAUUCUGCUAGGAAUGCAUGGCUGCUAGUUAACUUAUUUAUUUCAAAUUUGAUUAUAAAAUUGUCAAAUGUUUUUAGCAAGUCAUGAUAAGAUGAUAACCCUGAAGCUAUUCCUAUCAGAUGCAUGUCACAGUUGCUCUAGUUUUGUCACUCUAGUUUUUUUUUGUUUUGUUUUUGUUUUAUGUGCUGUAUAUCCACCAAGGAACUCUGCAAUAAAGGAUCACAAAAACUUUCAAUGCAGCUCCUGUUGCAUUGUCAGCUCUCUGGUACUGUUAAGAUGUCAUUUCUCGUUGAGAAGUGAAUCAUUAGCUGUAACGUCUACAAUGCUUCUUCACAACUUGGUUUGAGCUUUGUGGCUUUUGUGUCAACUGAAAUGACGAGAGGUACACUUUGUCUCGAUUUAAUUUAAAUGUCAUGUGCACAGAUUGAAAUAAAGCUACACAUGGUGAAUUGCAUAAUAAAGUUUUCUAAACAAAGACACUUGUUAAAACUUCUUGCCUUUACAAUUCAUAUUUGAAAGAACUGUAAAAUUGCUACGGAUUGUUUUUCACUGUGUGGAAACAUUGACUGACAUGGCUCAUACAAGAUGGAUGGGAAAGAAUUAGCAGGAUCAUCACAGCAAGAUUAGGAUAUGCCAAAUUGUCAGACAAAUGACAUUAUUCACAUUGUCGUGGUGGUGUUAAGGCAAGGUCCAUUAAAUCCUUGCAAAUGUCCACAGUUCAACCUGUUGUCGCUUGGUUUCUUCUGUCAGUCCUAUUUCUUCAUUUGUCCAGUUGAUUUCAGCUGACAUGAAGUCAAAAGACAUGAAAACCAGUUGUCUCCUUUGACACAAUCGAUGUUCAUCCUAUCACUCAUUUACAAAACAAACGGUUGUCACAAAAACCUUACUUUUUCUGCUUAAAUGUCCUUUUGGUUGCUGGUUGUCCCAAAAAUAUUUUUAAAAAAAAUAUUCCACCAACUCCUUUGGCUUAAACUGAUGCUUUGUCAAGCUGAAUAAAAAUACACUCCAAAUCAGUAUACAUUGCUUGUUUGUCUGGUUCC